AUGCCGCGCACUCCCAAGUGGAUCCCGUGCGCCUGUGGGUACCACUGGGCCUGGAAACGCCAGGUCGAGUCGGGUGAAAAUACCCACUGUGCGUGCUGCGGCAGAAACUGGCAGAAGCAGCUGAACAAGCAGCAAGCAAGCAAGGAAGCCCGUGCCGAGCAAUCCCAGAGCCCCCGAGCUGUCUGGGAGGACGGCCGCACCAAAGGCAAGGGCAAAGGAGAAGGCAAGGGUUCCAAGAACCCUCCAGGUGGCAAAGUCGGCGCGGUACUCGCGGGUCUUUGGAAAGACCUUCCUGAGGCUGCACAGAAAGCCUUCCAGGAGGUCGGGUACAGCCCACCUCGGCCGAAAGGGCCACCGCCUCCCCCGCCUGGACUGGACCUCCAGUCCCUCCUUAAGGGUAGGAUGACCGAGAAGGAGUACAACGCUGCCAGGGCCGUGGUCUACGCGGGGGCAGGGCUCCACGUCCAGACCCUUUUGGAGGAGGCCACCAACCAGAUGAAGAAUCUGGUAGAGAAAAAGGCCAAGCUCCAGGUUGACAAGGACAUCAAGGCCAAGGAUGUCGAGAUCCAGGAGACGGCCAAGGCUUUCAAAGAGAUGACGGCGGACUCCACCAGCACCGCUUUCAGCGCCCUGGAGGCGGUCCUCUCGGAGGCCGGCCACGAGCUCAACGAGGCCACCCGGGCCAAGAUGAAGGCUGCCCUGGUCGGGAAGGAGGACCUCCCCCCGGACCCCUUCAUUGUGAGUUUCAGAGGGCAUGAUGAGUACUUCCCUCGGGAGAUGCCCCCCAUGUACGGACCUGCCCGCACCGACUCGCGUGGGAAGCGCCCCACACCUUUGGAAGGGACGAAGCCAGAGGGAGCCGCAGGCAGCGACAACCCCGAAUAG
Molecule: messenger RNA, 885 nt
Organism: Symbiodinium sp. CCMP2592
Lineage: Eukaryota; Dinophyceae; Suessiales; Symbiodiniaceae
Source: the annotation of a GenBank genome assembly